GAACGAUCAUGGUGAUUGCUUUUGCUUUUGGUCGACUCUUCGACAGUUCUUUGCAGCUGGUCUAAAUUGAUUGUUGUUCUACCGUAGCGCUACGAUUUUUUUGCUAUAAAAUUUAUCUUGGUAUAAGUGAAUUUCUACUGUUACAUUUUUUAUAAUUCGUUUGUAUAAAACACAAAAGACAUUGUGUGUUUGUUUUACGUGACGUAACUGGAUUUCACUCGAAACGAAUAACUGUUCCUUCGCUUACGAAGGUCGUGUCGGAUGCGAAAGCUCUUCGCGUAACCGAUUGCGUACGACGCAAAGAUGUGGGAAGUGGACUCUGACACGGGGUCCCACAGCGCUUCGUCGGAUGGCUUACGACGACGGCAAGGAUGGGACCCCGAGGCCGAGAGUCUCGCUUCUCAGAUGGACGAGCUCGACGAGGUGCUCGCCGAGGAGGAGGAAGGAUGUCCGUUACCGUCUACGCCCGAAGAUCAACAUUUACUGGACGCGGAAAUGGCUGAAGUUUUGAAAGCUGGCGUACUCUCGGACGAAAUAGAUCUCGGAGCCCUAGCGCACAAUGCUGCCGAGCAAGCUGAGGAAUUUGUUCGCAAGGUGUGGGAGGCCUCGUGGAACGUGUGCCACUUCCGUCAUCUUCCGCGCUGGCUUCAGGACAACGACUACUUGCACAAAGGACAUCGGCCGCCGCUACCCUCAUUUAGCGCGUGUUUCGCGUCUAUAUUCCGCAUCCACACUGAAACCGGCAAUAUUUGGACCCACCUGCUCGGUUGUGUAGCUUUCAUUGGCGUUGCAAUAUAUUUCCUUACACGCCCGUCCAUAGAGAUACAGAUGCAAGAGAAAAUGAUCUUUGGUGUGUUCUUUAUUGGUGCUAUAGUGUGUUUGGGUUUUUCUUUUGCAUAUCACACUUUGUACUGUCACUCAGAAAUGGUAGGCAAGUUGUUCUCCAAGCUGGACUACUGCGGUAUAGCACUGCUGAUUAUGGGCUCAUUUGUUCCAUGGCUGUACUAUAGUUUCUAUUGUCAUUACAGACCGAAAAUCAUUUACUUAUCAGUUGUGGUUGUGUUAGGAGUAUUGUCUAUUAUAGUUUCAUUAUGGGAUAGAUUCUCUGAACCCCGUUUGAGACCUCUAAGAGCAGGAGUAUUUAUGGGCUUUGGACUUUCAGGGAUUGUGCCAGCGAUUCACUAUGGAAUAACAGAAGGUUGGUUUAGUCAGGUCAGUAAGGCAUCUUUAGGCUGGCUAGUCCUUAUGGGUUUACUUUAUAUUCUGGGAGCUAUGUUUUACGCAUUGAGAGUGCCUGAACGCUGGUUCCCAGGUAAAUGUGACAUUUGGUUCCAAUCCCAUCAAAUUUUCCAUGUGCUUGUUAUUGUGGCAGCUUUUGUACAUUACCAUGGCAUCAGUGAAUUAGCCUCAUACCGUGUGACAGUUGGAGAAUGUUCAAUGCCCCCAUCAUCUAUUGCAUUCUAGCCCAUACCUCACCAAUUGUGAUAGUAGACCAUAGAUAAUUUUU
Molecule: messenger RNA, 1507 nt
Organism: Papilio xuthus (Asian swallowtail)
Lineage: Eukaryota; Metazoa; Arthropoda; Insecta; Lepidoptera; Papilionidae
Gene: AdipoR
Product: adiponectin receptor
Exons: 1
Coding region: 304-1464 (386 amino acids)
Biological process (GO): adiponectin-activated signaling pathway
Cellular component (GO): plasma membrane
Molecular function (GO): signaling receptor activity
Source: RefSeq, a predicted model, not a curated record